AUGUGGUUGCGAACGUUUACCGCAGCGCGUUUUCGCAACGCGAACGCACGAGCGACGGGCCUGCUUCACCACAGCCGGCUACGAGUCCGACAUCGGCUGCAUAUGUCUGGGGCUGGCCAACCGAUACCACUUGUGGCGGUGCUGGCGUUCGACCGCCCGGACGCUCGCGAGUUGCGUCGCGCGAACCGCACUGCACACUUGGAGUGGGCGACGCAGCAGCCGUGGAUACGGCUCGGUGGCCCUUUGAGUGACACUAGCGCCACGGAACGCGAAAAAGAAAAAGUCAUAGGCUCCUUCCUUGGUUUACAGACGGGAUUUGUGGAACAUCUCAAACAAGAUCCAUACACACAAGUUGGUCUCUUCGAACGAAGCGAGCGUUACGUGUGGCGCGUUUCCGUCGGCUCUCUUGCCAGUUUCCCACCAGACGCUGUGGAGCUCUCGCCACGUCAUCAGGACAGAUUUUAUCUUAUCUGGGGUGUUGAUAAGCCCGGUGCCCUCGAACGCCGGCUCGCUCAACGCGAAAAGCAUCUAGCUUGGCUCCGAGCCAGCGAAACGCGCUGUGUGAUUGCCGGUGCCGUUUUCGAGGAGGCACCUCCCAGUGGCGACGCGGCAAGUGCAAGUAAGCCACGAGGAACGAUUUUAAUUGUUCGGGGCUUUAACGAUGUGCAUGAGUUGCGUUCAUGGCUCGCAGGGGAUCCGUACCAAGAGAGCAACGUCUUCGAGCACAUCCAUAUUUUCGGGUUCCAGCCGAUUAUUUGUCGCGUUGAUUCAAAUUCGCCGUGA
Molecule: messenger RNA, 783 nt
Organism: Cyanidioschyzon merolae strain 10D
Lineage: Eukaryota; Rhodophyta; Bangiophyceae; Cyanidiales; Cyanidiaceae
Exons: 1
Coding region: 1-783 (260 amino acids)
Source: RefSeq, a predicted model, not a curated record